AGUGCUUGGACUUCCGCGAGAGGUGAUUUGCCUAAGGCCUGGACAAGACACCCCAACUUCCCGACUGCUGAUGUUAGAAUGUUAGAAGAGCUGGAGCGUGCGCGUCGUUUCGCGAAGUCUGACAGCUGCAGGAACUCGCGGAAUGGAAAGCGUGCUGCAAAUGCGCUUUUUGGAAGCGUGCGCAGGUGCGGUAUCUGACGUCCUGGACUGCCCUAGCGAUGACGAAAGGACGGCGCUCCGAUUCGGCUCCUCCCCGAGUCUUUUCCACCGCCCGGGCGCGUCCCGAGAUCACGUCCCCUUCUCAAAACAUCCAACCACUAGCCGUUCGUCCGUUUGUUUGAUCCCACCGUAUAAACAGCCGCACGUUUCUGUCUUGGUAAUCCUCGCCACCUGCGCUUUCAUCUUUAAGACACUCGUGCGUGCUGCUGAGUAAAUGCGUUAACCACUCGCUAUCGGUAACCGAGUCGUAUCACAGCAGCUGAGACCGCCUCACCUUCGCUGAGGUGGCUGACGG
Trematosphaeria pertusa is the source of this 514-nucleotide messenger RNA. RefSeq lists its product as uncharacterized. The record is from RefSeq and is a predicted model, not a curated record. The transcript has a single exon. NCBI's taxonomy places the organism in Eukaryota, Fungi, Ascomycota, Dothideomycetes, Pleosporales, Trematosphaeriaceae. Bases 143 to 433 code for a protein of 96 amino acids.